Messenger RNA from Anopheles darlingi, 6585 nucleotides. RefSeq lists its product as uncharacterized. The record is from RefSeq and is a predicted model, not a curated record. Gene Ontology annotation, biological process: chloride transmembrane transport; chloride ion homeostasis; cell volume homeostasis. The transcript is spliced from 13 exons. Gene Ontology annotation, cellular component: membrane. NCBI's taxonomy places the organism in Eukaryota, Metazoa, Arthropoda, Insecta, Diptera, Culicidae. Gene Ontology annotation, molecular function: sodium:potassium:chloride symporter activity.
GCUAUAUAUAUAGGAGAUGGCAAUCAGCGCGACUUCAGACGCGGGCUGGGUUUCUUCCGCAGCGCAGUAGUCGGCGAAGCCACGUGUGUUUUGCUGUCGGUCAGUGUAGUGCCAUCAAAUAGAUGGUACCAGUGGCCUUUUGGUACCUGCACCCGUUGCUCUAGUGAACACGCUGCAAACGUUUCGAUUCAAAUGUUUGCCAUUCCGUGUACCCUCUCUAGUGUGGAUAUCUAAGGCGUUUAUCGGACCCGAGUGUAGUUACGGUGUGAUUAAAAGUGGUGAAAAAUGAAAUCCAAAAAGGAUCAACCAGCUCCCGUGGCGUACGACAAUCCGACGAUAAGCAUCAACGAUGAAUCGGGUGUCGAGAUUGAGAUGAGCAACGAGACUGGUAAUGGUCACACCAGAACCCAUCGAAACAGCUUUUUAGGACUCAGUGAGCCUUUGCCAAGAUUGGAUAACUACCGACUCUCGCAACGGAAUGCAAAACGACCAUCGAUCGGGAAGUUGCACGGUGAUCGAGACUCUCGUGAGGAAGGAGAGGAAAAUGUUGAAGAAGAGCCGAAACCCACCGGGCACACCAUCCGGCUCGGAUGGGUGCAGGGUGUACUGAUACCCUGCCUGCUUAACAUCUGGGGUGUGAUGCUGUUCCUGCGUCUCAGUUGGGUCGUCGGUGAAGCUGGCAUCGUACAAACGCUGAUUAUCAUCGCCCUCUCCUACCUGGUGUGUGUCAUGACUACGCUAUCCCUAUCUGCUAUCUGCACCAACGGUCAGGUGAAAGGCGGUGGUCUCUACUAUCUAAUAUCUAGAUCGCUCGGUGCCGAAUUUGGAGCCUCCGUCGGAAUUGUGUUUGCUUUCGCGAACUCGGUCAAUGCGGCCAUGAACACGAUCGGAUUCUGCAGUUCACUUAACGAUCUGCUCAGAAGCCUAGAUACAAAGAUUGUGGAUGGAGGAGUCAACGACAUUCGGAUCGUAGGUUCCAUUUUUCUGCUCAUUAUGAUCAUUAUAUGCGCUGUGGGUAUGGACUGGGAGGUGAAGGCACAAAACUUCCUGCUCGUGUUGAUCGUGGUAGCAAUCGGCAACUUCAUCAUUGGCGCCAUCAUCGGUCCUGGUUCUGACGAUGAUUUAGGCAAAGGAUUCCUGGGUCUUUCGGCAAGCCUCAUGGCGGCCAACUUGGGCUCUGGAUACACGGUUUUGAAUGGUGUGCAACAGAACUUCUUCAGUGUGUUUGCGAUCUUCUUCCCGAGCGUGACCGGCAUCCAGAGUGGGGCCAACAUUUGUGGUGAUCUGCGUGACCCAGCCACGGCCAUUCCCAAGGGUACACUGUGGGCCUGUUUGAUUUCUGCCAUUUCCUACAUCUUGUUCUCCCUGAUGGCAGCCGGUGCUGCCGUUCGCGAAGCAUCCGGCAAUGCUUCCGACCUGAUAGAAGUCUCUUUUAAUGCUUGUGCAGCAGGAGUAAGUAGACCUUGUACGAUAAAGCAGUACUACACUGCUUAAACUAACUAUCCAAUUAUCCAUUUAACGCAGAACUGUACCUACGGAUUGCUGCAUGACUAUACCGUGAUGCAGCUCAUUUCCCUGACCAGCGCCAUCACGUACGCUGGUUGCUGGGCCGCAACAUUAAGUACCGCCUUGACGAACAUCCUCUCAGUUCCUCGGUUGAUCCAGGCACUCGGCAUCGAUCGCAUCUACCCCGGAUUGAUCUUCUUCUCCAAGGGUUACGGUAAACACGGUGAACCAUACCGCGGCUACGGUCUCGUGUUUUUCGUUUCCCUAAUUUUCAUCCUGAUCGCUGAUCUUGAUGCCAUCGCGUCGCUCAUUACCAACCUUUACCUCGCUUCCUAUGCUUUCAUCAACUUCUGCACGUUCCAUGCAGCCGUUGUGAAGCCUCUUGGCUGGCGUCCUACCUUCCGCUACUACCAUCCUUACGUCAGUCUACUCGCGACGAUCCUGUGUGUCGCCAUCAUGUUCCUGAUAUCAGUCGUUUCCUCCUUCCUGGCUAUGGCCAUCAUUUUUGUGCUCUACUUAAUCGUCGUUUAUCGGCAACCCGAUGCGAACUGGGGAUCCUCGGUGCAGGCGCAAGCAUACAAAACGGCGCUUAAUGCUACGCUCAACCUCGAGGGUACUAGCGAUCACGUGAAGAACUACCAGCCCCAAAUACUAGCGAUUGCAGGCGAUCCAAUGCAACGGCCUGCACUGAUCGAUUUGGCCCAUCUGAUAACCAAACACAGUGCGCUUCUUGUGAUCGGUAACAUCAUCUCACAACGUCUACCCUACAAACAGCGUCGAACGCUCGCUGCGAUGGGCAGGAGCUACCUGAAGGAUUCACAUAUCCGAGGGUUCUACAAAAUUGUCGAUGGAGUUGACUUUGAUCAGGGAGCUCGCUGUUUGAUCCAAUCGACCGGUUUCGGUCGCCUUGCACCCAACAUACUGAUGCUCGGAUUCAAAACGAACUGGCGCACUUGUGGCCAGCAACAGCUUAAUGCUUACUACAAUACGCUACAUACGGCCUUUGAUAAUCGUCUUGCACUACUUAUUUUCCGAAUGGGUAAGGGAUUGGAUAUUUUCCGUGGACUCUCUCAGGCCGAUCUGUACACAACGGUACCAUCACCUCCGGAAACGACUAUUGCCGUUCCGGCCCGGAAGAUAAUGGCACGCCGCUCGCUUAUGCCAGUCAACUCGAACCUUGAUCUGCACGAGCUAAUGCAAUCGGCUCGCUCAAACCAGACGUCUCCAGCCCCAACAUUCCACGCAGCACCGACCUUCGAUUUCCCGACACCUUCUACCAUGAACGAACCGGAGGCCAAUCUAUUCAAACAGAAGCAACCCAAGGGUACGAUCGACGUAUGGUGGCUGUAUGAUGAUGGUGGUCUUACGAUGCUCCUACCCUAUAUCAUUACCACCCGAUCCAAGUGGGAAAAGUGCAAGAUUCGUGUGUUUGCCCUCUCGUCGGUUAAUAUUCAGGAAGAAGAGCAAAACUUGAAGCUUCUGUUGGACAAGCUGCGCAUCAGCUAUCUGAGUUUGACGAUGGUUAAAGUGACGGACACACCAAAGGACUCGACUAUUCUCGAGCAUCAGGAGCUACUGAGUGCCGUUGUGGAUUACAACGACGAUCUGCCAAUCGUAUCGGAAUCGGAAAGAAGGCAACUGGAAAUCAAGACCAACCGUCAGCUACGUCUACGCGAACUGCUACUCGAGCACUCGAAAGCGGCAUCACUGAUCGUGAUGUCUAUGCCUGUACCAAGACAGGAUACCGUAUCGGCUACACUAUACAUGUCCUGGCUUGAGAUGCUGACCAAGGAUAUGCCACCAUUCCUGCUGGUGCGUGGUAAUCAAACAGAGGCAUGGAGCCAUUCGAAUGGACCGAGGAAACCGAAUGAACCAAAUAUCCAGUGCCCCAAGGAACACGUGUCGGUUGAUGUUCCGAAAGUAGCGAUCUUUACCGUCGAUGAUACUGGCGAUAACAACAUUACCGAGGAGAUAGGGUGGUCUUCCAUUAAUCUGGUAUCUGGAAAUGCUGAUCUCGUGGAAAGCAAUGAUCAUUUGGCCAGUGAUGCUCUGCCACGGUUGGAUCACUAUCGGACGUCGCAGAGAGCUAUUCGCCGACCAUCGAUCGGCCAGCUACAUGGUGACCUCGACGAACACUGUACCAACUCGAACGAUAAGAGUGGCGAGCUUCCGGCGAGUAGCGGCCGCGCUGUUGGGCUCGGUUGGAUCGAAGGCGUACUGAUACCGUGUCUGCUCAACAUCUGGGGCGUGAUGCUGUUCCUGCGGCUAAGCUGGAUCGUUGCAUUGGCUGGCAUACUGGAGACGCUGCUUAUCAUCGGUCUCUCGUAUCUGGUGUGUGUGAUAACGGCCCUCUCAUUGUCGGCUAUCUGCACCAAUGGGCAGGUGAAAGGCGGUGGUAUCUACUAUCUAAUUUCCAGAUCACUCGGCCCCGAGUUUGGUGGAGCCGUUGGGAUCGUUCUGGCCUUUGCAAACUCCGUGUCCGUUUCUAUGAAUACGAUCGGUUUUUGUAGUUCGCUGAAUCAGCUGCUUAAUAGCUUCGGGUUGAAAAUCGUUGAUGGAGCUGUAAACGAUAUACGAAUCGUUGGAACGAUCGUGAUCCUCGUCAUGGUCAUCAUUUGUGUGGUUGACAUGGACUGGGAGAUAAAGGCACAGAACUUGCUCGUUGUUGCUAUAGUGGUGGCCAUCUUUAGCUUCAUCCUGGGUGUGUUCGUUGGACCGCAAACCGAUGUUGAGCGGGCAAAAGGCUUCGCAGGACUGUCGACUGAGCAGUUUCUGGCCAAUCUAGGGCCCAACUAUCGGUUUAGCGAAGGCAUACAGCAGGAUUUCUUCAGCGUGUUUGGCAUCUUCUUCCCGAGUGUCACGGGCGUCCAGGCGGGUGCUAACAUUUGCGGAGAGCUGAAGGAUCCAGCUAAGGCCGUACCGAAGGGAACGCUACUCGCACUCCUGAUAUCCAGUCUCUCGUACAUCGUCUUCGUAUUUCUAGCCGGUUCCGCUAGCUACCGUGAUGCAUCGGGAAUUGUAACUGAUCUUGUGAAUGGUACAUUCAUCAGCUGUCGACCAUCAUCAUCAUCUUCCUUCGAAGUGCUGAUGCGUUUGGAUACGCACUGUCCCUAUGGUUUGCAUAACGAUUACUCCAUCAUGCAGCUGAUGUCGAUCUCAGGAGCCCUCAUCUAUGUUGGAUGCUUCGCCGCUACUUUCUCAUCCGCACUGACCAACCUACUAUCCGUACCACGGAUCAUACAAGCACUGGGAACCGAUCGAUUGUAUCCUGGAUUAACAUUCUUUGCCAAAGGAUACGGCAAAUGUGCCCUGCCGUAUCGAGGGUAUGCACUCGUGUUUGGCAUUUCCAUGCUCUUCCUGCUGUUGGCCAAUCUGAACCUGAUCGCCCCACUGAUAUCUAACUUUUAUCUCGCAUCCUAUGCCCUCAUCAACUUCUGUACCUUUCAUGCAGUGACCGUGUCUCCGAUAGGCUGGCGUCCAACUUUCCGCUACUACAAUCAAUGGGUCAGCCUGUUCGGGACCGUUCUCUGUGUAUUGAUUAUGUUCCUGAUCGACAUUAUCGCAACGGGUAUCACGAUGGUGCUGAUCUGUGUACUGUAUCUGGCUGUAAUCUAUCGCAAACCGGAUGUAAACUGGGGCUCAACCACACAGGCACAAACCUACAAGACCGCUCUAACGGCUGCCUUGCGAUUGCGACAUGUUGGCGAUCACGUAAAGAACUAUCAUCCCUCGAUACUCGUGCUCACGGGAAAUCCUAGCACACGAUUACCGCUGAUUGACUUAGCGCAUCAGAUCACUAAGAAUCACGCCCUGAUGAUUGUAGGAGACGUCGUGCAAGAGCGAUUGUCUUACCGGAAACGUGAACACCGAUCCACUGAAAGCCGUAAGCUAAUGGAAGAGCGGAAAGUUGGUGCCUUCUAUCGACUGAUCGAUGGUAUUGGGUUAGGGCAAGGCGUUCGUGCGCUCAUACAAACGUCGGGCGUAGGCAAGCUGACUCCCAAUAUCGUCCUAAUCGGGUACAAGGCAGACUGGACUGUGUGCUCCGAAGUAGAACUACAAACAUACUACAACAUUCUGAAUGACGUAUUCGAUAAUCGUAUGGCACUGACGGUUCUGCGGUUGCCGGAUGGGCUGGAUUUAUCACAUUUCAUCGUCGAGAGUGACACAAACUCCGGUUUGGGUCUGGGUAUGCCAUUGAAUGAAUCCAUGUCCAGCCUGCAACCGGGCACUGAUCCUGCUUCCUCGCGACACACCCUUAUGUACAUUAACUCUCUGCUUGAACUACAAAGCUUGCCUACAAAGCAACAACCGCGAAACAGUUCCCUCUCGGUGCGUUCGUCCUGCUCCAUGGGAACCGCUACUCCGGGUUAUGAUGGCUCCUUUCCGCAGCAAACGCUCAAUCAGCAACAGCUGUUCCGCUGUAAGCAACCUAAGGGUACGAUCGAUGUUUGGUGGCUCUAUGACGAUGGUGGCCUUACCAUGCUGAUACCGUACAUUCUAUCGCUUCGAUCUCAAUGGUCCCAGUGUAGUGUUCGUGUGUUUGCCCUCUCUAACCAGCAGCGUCCACAGGAAGAGGAACGAAAUAAUAUGGCUCAUCUCCUGGCGAAGCUUCGGAUCAAUUAUUGCUCAUUGACGAUGCUAGCGGAUUUGUCACAGCUCCCACAACCGGAAACAGUGGCCAUGCAUGGGAAGCUACUGCAGCAUUUGGUGGACACUUCGAGCCAACUUACACCUCCGAAAGAACAAAGCAACAGCUGGGAAUUGGGCAUACUGGAAGACAAAACGCACCGACAGUUGCGCUUACGAGAGAUGCUGCUGGAGCAUUCGAGCAAGGCUAAUUUAAUCGUAAUGUCCAUGCCUAUGCCCCGAUUGGGUACCGUUUCUGCUCCCCUCUACAUGUCAUGGCUGGAGAUGCUGACCAAAGAUAUGCCACCAACGUUGCUGGUACGAGGAAAUCAAACAUCAGUUCUAACGUUUUACUCUUGAGGCGCUGAAACACAUAUACCGACGGAUCAUUCAAUACCGAAGAGCUAAAAUUUAUUAUCUAUUACAUGACAAUUAUACUUCACUACUUCCGCA